Messenger RNA from Aplosporella prunicola CBS 121167, 3948 nucleotides. RefSeq lists its product as uncharacterized. The record is from RefSeq and is a predicted model, not a curated record. Gene Ontology annotation, cellular component: nucleus; cytosol. Bases 327 to 3752 code for a protein of 1141 amino acids. Gene Ontology annotation, molecular function: cysteine-type endopeptidase activity; protein binding; cysteine-type deubiquitinase activity. Gene Ontology annotation, biological process: protein deubiquitination; regulation of protein stability. NCBI's taxonomy places the organism in Eukaryota, Fungi, Ascomycota, Dothideomycetes, Botryosphaeriales, Aplosporellaceae. The transcript has 10 exons.
UAGCAUGCCAAACUGCAUCUGAAGUCCUGUAAGCCACCCUGUCCCGCCUCUACUGCCCGUGUCCCAACUGCCCGCGCCUCGGCCAUCUCCCGGCUCUGCGUCAGACAAAGGCCCUUCGUCAUUGUGUUCCCCGCCACCAUUUAGCGAGCCAGCAGGUGCGCGGCUCGAACUUACACCUGGUGCGCAGCGUCGCUCUUGGGUGAAACAACGACUCUUUACAGCUUGCGCCGUCCGUCCGCUCGCUCCUGCUCGGAUAGAGCCCACCGUCCAACCGCCGCAGCGCUCACUGCCUCCUCGACUGCUCCUCCGUCGACGCCACCUUCACCAUGGACCAGCUCGGCAGCGACAUGCUCGUCGAGCCCGACUACGAUGAGAAGCAAGACGUCGCCAUCAUUUCCACCGACGACACCAUGGACGAGGCCGAGGCGGAGCCCGCUCCUCGCGCGGAUGACUUUGAAGCCAUGAAGAAACGCUGCAUGCCGGAACUACCGGACCUCGAGACUGAGGCCGAGGCCGUACAUACUUGGGAGAUCCAAGAAUGGAGGACCAUGUCCCGGCGCGAGCAUGGCCCUGUCUUUAAGUGCGCUGGCCACCCGUGGAGGAUAUUGUUCUUCCCAUUCGGUAACAACACCGAUCAUGCCUCCUUCUAUCUUGAGCAGGGCUUCGAGGACAAGCCGCCCGAGGAUUGGUACGCUUGUGUGCAGUUCAUGCUGGUUCUCUGGAACGCCAACGACCCUACUAUACACGUUUCGCAUACGGCCACCCACCGAUUCACGGCGGACGAAGGCGACUGGGGCUUUACCCGAUUUGCGGAGCUGCGCAAACUGUUCGCCGCGCACUGGGAAGACCGUGAUAGACCGCUCGUGGAAGGCAACUCGGCCAAGGUCACUGCGUACGUUCGGGUCAUCAAAGACCCCACUGGUGUUUUAUGGCACAACUUCAUAAACUACGAUUCGAAGAAAGAAACUGGCAUGGUCGGCCUAAAGAACCAGGGCGCAACCUGCUAUCUCAACUCUCUCCUCCAAUCACUUUACUUUACUAACGCCUUCCGGAAGGCCGUCUAUCAAAUACCUACGGAACAAGAAGCAGAUAUACGAACGAACAGCGCAUAUGCUCUGCAGAGACUCUUUUACCAGUUGCAAACCAGCAACUACGCCGUAUCCACGAAUGAGCUUACAAGUUCAUUUGGUUGGGACUCCAGGCAGAUUUUUGAGCAGCAGGAUGUCCAAGAGCUUUCCAGGAUAUUGAUGGAGCGAAUGGAAGAGAAGAUGAAGGGGACCGAAGCGGAGACUGCGCUGCCAGACAUGUUUGUGGGCAAGAUGAAAACGUACAUCUCUUGCAUCAACGUUCCCUACGAGUCAUCACGAAUCGAGGAUUUCUGGGACGUGCAGCUCAAUGUCAGCGGUAACAAGAACCUGGACGACAGCUUCAAGGAUUAUGUCCAGGUUGAGACCAUGGAUGGCGAAAACAAAUACUUUGCGGAAGGCUAUGGUUUGCAAGAUGCAAAGAAAGGUGUCAUUUUCGAAAGCUUCCCGCAAGUUCUUCACCUCCAGUUGAAAAGGUUCGAGUACGAUUUCAACCGGGACGCCAUGAUGAAAGUCAAUGAUCGAUACGAGUUUCCUGAGGUCUGGGAUGCGUCCCCUUAUCUUUCCGAGGGGGCGGACCGAUCUGAACCUUACAUUUACCGUUUACAUGGCGUCCUAGUCCACAGCGGCGAUCUGAACGCUGGCCAUUACUAUGCCUUCCUCAAGCCAACCAAGGAUGGCGACUAUUACAAGUUUGACGACGACAGAGUCACACGUGCCACGAUACGGGAAGCGCUGGAGGAGAACUUUGGAGGAGACUACACAAACUUGGUCAAUGGCAAUAGCCAGCAGAGGAACCCGUAUACUCGCACCUGGUCGACCAAACGAUCAAUGAGCGCAUACAUGUUGGUGUACAUUCGGGAGAGUCGGUUGGACAACAUUUUACUGGGAGACGAUGGUGUCCAACCGCCAGCUUUCAUAGCCGAGAGGUUUGCGGAAGAACGGGCGGCAAUUGAAAAGAGGAGAAAGGAGAGGGAAGAAAUGCAUCUCUAUCUCCAUGUCUCUGUCGCCAUGGAAAAGAAUUUUGUCGCCCAUCAAGGCUUCGACAUUGUGCCAUGGACCAAAGAUGCCGAGGGCAGUGACGCGUGUCCUAAGACAUACAAAGUGUUGAGGGCAACAACCAUGACCGAUUUCACAAAGAUGGUUGCGGAAGAUAUGGGCUGUGAGCCGGAAUCCUUGCGUCCCUGGGCUAUGGUUAACCGUCAAAACGGAACUGUCCGUCCCGAUGCGACAAUAUCAUUUCCAGACAUGACAGUUGAGGAGGCUUCCAUCAAAUUUGGCACAAAAUCCGGAAACUUCAAGAUUUGGAUGGAGCAGUCAGAAAGCAAGGACUCAGAAGGCAAAGCCGUAUUCCGCGAUGCCAGUGUCGACAUGCACGGCAUUUCCAAUAACCGGCCGAUCAUGCUCUUCCUCAAGUACUUCAACGCGGAGGAACAGACACUCUUCGGUAUGGGUAGCUUCUAUGCGGGUUGGCAGGACAAAGUGACGGAUAUUUCCCCUCAACUCUUGAAAAUACUCAACUUGCCAGCAGGCACUGGGUUAAAACUGUUCGAGGAAAUCAAGUCCAACAUGAUUGAGCAGAUGAAACCAAAGGUGACGCUCUCAUCCUCGGAGCUGCAAGAUGGUGAUAUCAUCACUGUCCAAAAAUCCUUGUCGGAAAAAGAGGCUUCGGCUAUCUCUGCAACGGGUCGCUACACUGACGUGAGAGAAUUCUACGAUUACCUUUUGAACAGAAUUCGUGUGCAGUUCGCCGCCAAGUAUCCUGUCGAUGGGGAGGACAACCAGUUCUUCUUGUGGCUUAGUAAGAAGAUGACUUAUGAUCAGUUUGCUGCUAAAGUAGGCGAACAUCUCGGUGUGGAACCAACUCAUCUCCGGUUUACUACUGUCAAUCCGAACACCGGGAGAGCGAAAAUUCCCGUCAAACGCCAACAGAAUCAAACCUUGAGCAUAAUCUUGAACCCCAACAACUACAACUACGGAGGCGGUCAGCAGCGCAACGAUGCGUUGUACUACGAAAUUCUGGAGUACAGCCUGGCUGAAUUGGAGCAGAUGAGGAACUUGAAGGUUACAUGGCUGCCGGAUGGUGUUGCCAAAGAGGAGCCUUUUGAAAUUCUUGUUGCAAAGAAUGGCACUAUGAAUGACCUCAUCAAGGGCCUCCAAAAGAAAGCCGGCUUUGAUAACGCCACAUCUGAUAAGGUGCGACUAUAUGAUGGUAGCAGUGGCCGCUGGCGAAAGGAAAUUCCCAGAGAAACUGGGUGCUUGAGCAUAAACGAAUAUGCGAACCUCUUCGCAGAACAGAUACCCGAGGAAGAGGAAAGCAUCGACCGAGAUGCUGGGGAAGAUCUCGUUUCUUGUUUCCAUUUCGACAAAGACGCAAGCAAGCCCUAUGGUGUUCCUUUCUUGUUUGUGGUGAAACCCGGCGAGCCUUUCAAGGAAACAAGAGAGCGGCUUUCGAAGCGCACAGGUAUCAAAGGCAAGCAGCUCGAGAAGAUCAAGUUUGCACUGGUGGUCGGCAACCAGGGCUACGCAAAGACUGAGUACAUUGAGGAUGACGAGGUACUCGCCGACAAAAUUAGCCAAAAUUCGGAGGAGACGCACCUUGGCCUUGACCACGUCAACAAAGCACGCAAUGCCUGGGCCAAGGCCGACUCGAUUUUCAUCAAGUAAAGGGGUUUUGUUGCAUUAGUCGGGUCGUUGCAUGGCUGGGUUGACUGGUGGAAUUGAGUUAGCGACCUGUGCAUAGAAGACCGGCGUCUGUUAUUCCCUUUUGCCUUUGACACCAUGCUGCUAGACAUGGCGAGAGAAGAAAUUGUACAACCAACCGUGUAGCUGGUAAUUAGUUCAACUUCAGUUGCUGAUGGAG